Molecule: messenger RNA, 894 nt
Organism: Colletotrichum tamarilloi
Lineage: Eukaryota; Fungi; Ascomycota; Sordariomycetes; Glomerellales; Glomerellaceae
Exons: 1
Coding region: 1-894 (297 amino acids)
Source: RefSeq, a predicted model, not a curated record
AUGUCUUACCCUUCGGAAAAGCAAAAGGAACCGGUGAGCUCUUCCGCCGAAGAUACUAGCCUAGGAGCACCUCCUCCAUCCUACGAAGAAGCCGUGCCGAGCGCCGCCCAAGAUGACCUACCAGAAUAUGGCAACCUAUCAGACAACCUUCACACCGAAGCCGGGCCCUCGUCCUCCACAACUCUCACAGCCGCGACACACAAAUUCCCGCCCACGAUAAACUGCUACUUCCAAUGGGCCUUCACAAGAACCUUUAUCCUCGGUCCCUCCAACGAGGAGAGGCUCUUCGCCGCCUCGCCGCACGCGGGCUGGCGCACCAAGAGACGAGAAAUCAUCCUCCACGAUGGGCCUACGGACAAGCACCCCGUCCUCGCGACGAUCGGCAAGUGGUGGGCCGCAAAGGCUCAGACGCCUGCGACCAUCGUAAUCCCGCCCCAGGAAGAACGCGGCGAGACGAGCGGGUUUGAGACGGAGAUUACCGGGGUGCCGUGGGGCUUGGAUCAAAGUUCCGCCCGCGUGUUUUCGAUGACCGUCGGGGUGAAAGAGACCGGGACGGAGGCUAGGACGGAGAGGUUUCAAUGGAGGGGCAGUCGUGGCGGGGAGUUCUCUGAGCUUGCUCACGGGGGCACGUAUGGGUGGAAGUUGGUUAGGUUGAAUGAAGUUGCCGAGGGCGCGGGAGGGAGUAGGCGAGAGAGGGAAGCUGGAUACACGAGCGAUGGGCAUGAGAUUGUUGCUAUUCUGGCGACGAAUUACAAGAGUUUGACAAAGGGGCUAAAGUUCUCGUUUGCUGGCUCGGGAUUGACGGGGAUGUUGGGGGAGAGGUGGGAGAUUGUUACCGUCGCGACUGCGUUGUGGACUUGGUAUACUCACAUUGAGGGCACUGAGGGUUCUUAA